Messenger RNA from Sesamum indicum (sesame), 1602 nucleotides. RefSeq lists its product as uncharacterized. NCBI's taxonomy places the organism in Eukaryota, Viridiplantae, Streptophyta, Magnoliopsida, Lamiales, Pedaliaceae. The record is from RefSeq and is a predicted model, not a curated record.
AUUAGAAAAGCGAAAAAGAGGAUGCCAUAACAUCACCAUCAACUAGAUUCCUAUAUAAUUAAGAAUAAAUAAAACUAGAUUUACACCUGAAGCAGAUGCCUCUUGCCUUUUCCUCUUCAAACAAUUUUCUUCCCUAUUUGGGGCACGGCCUCUUGCUUGAAGUUUCCUACAAACCAAUGCCUCCUUCCUUAAGUUUUCUUAUAUUCCCCAACACACUGAUCUCUCUUAAAUUCUCUCUUCAAUCCAAGAAAGUCAUGAUUCUUCACACUUUAUAUAUAACGAACCGAAGCAGAUGGUGGUAGCUUCUUCAUUCAGACACCACAAUUCCUGCUUCUCCCAGCUGAAGUAGAAACCUCAGUGUUGAAUUUGCUGAAGUAAUCGCAUUAUGGCUGCUAGAAUACUUCAGCAAACACUCAUUUCUCUCCUCUGUGUUUUCUAUAUCUCAGGCAUAAGCAGUGCAGGAAAAGUAUCCUCAGGAGCCAUCACUGAGAGCCAAAGACUGGCCUAUCAAGACAAUGAAGUUUUUUCAUCUUCAACGAUUACUACCCAGAAAGAUGUAGUUCCUGUUGUCAAUCCAACAACACCAGGCACAACUCCUAUAGUAAAUCCACCAGCAACAACCACCAGUCUAACCACAACUGCUCCUGCAUCAUCCGGUGGCUCGUGGUGCAUUGCCAGUCCCACUGCCUCACAGACCGCUCUCCAGGUAGCUCUUGACUAUGCGUGUGGCUAUGGAGGAGCAGACUGUUCGGCCAUACAGCCGAAUGCAGUUUGCUCUGAACCAAAUACAGUUCGAGACCACGCCUCUUAUGCUUUCAACAACUACUACCACAAGAACCCCAUUCCGACAAGCUGUGUUUUUGGAGGAACGGCUCAGCUUACAAACACGGACCCAAGUCAUGGGAGCUGUCGUUAUGCAUCAUCAACCAGCACUCCCACGACAACACCUACAACAAUGCCCACAACUCCAACACCCACAACCCCAAUGCCCACAACCCCAACGCCCACAACCCCAACGCCACCAAGCACGAUUACACCCAUCAUCCCCUACACGCCUUUAGGAGGAAAUGGCGUUGGACAUGAACCAACAGACAACGAUUAUGCCACUGAACCCAGUUCAGCAGAGAUGACAUCAAGCAACCUGCUUCUGCUCAUCAUUAUGAACUGCCUAAUGCUGUUUCUUGCCAUGGCUAGUUGUAUCUAAACAAGUGGAAAUCAAACUAGAUUAUUGUUUCCCAAUUGAUAUAGCAAUUGCUCGUCAGCUUCCAAGAUAUGCAAAAUUUUGAGGUAGAAGAUGUCAAGGCCUUAAAACGUUUUGAUCUUCUCGUUGUUUGCUUUAAGAUCGAGUAGGAGGGUGGUCAACAAGCUUUUGAUUUCUGAAGUUAAUAAGCAGUUCCGGACAAGAUUACUUCUUGUAGUGUAAUCCCAGUGAAGAGAUGUGUAAAAUAUUCAGGAAGCAAGCAGUGAUCAGAAGAUUAAUAAACCACUUUACUACAUCCAUCAUUAGAAAUCUAUACCAUGCCUAUUCCAUGGUACAGCACAUUAUCAUGCAAUUGUUGGCAUAGGAGAUUCAACCUUCUAAUUUUAGGAUAAUUAUAUUUA